Molecule: messenger RNA, 3447 nt
Organism: Penicillium cataractarum
Lineage: Eukaryota; Fungi; Ascomycota; Eurotiomycetes; Eurotiales; Aspergillaceae
Product: condensin subunit YCG1
Exons: 2
Coding region: 1-3447 (1148 amino acids)
Biological process (GO): mitotic chromosome condensation
Cellular component (GO): condensed chromosome; condensin complex
Source: RefSeq, a predicted model, not a curated record
AUGCCCGGCAGAGUCGCCGCCCGUUCGACUUCCGCUGCGACCCGUAGGUCAUCAGCACAACCGUCUACUGGACGCGCCCCCUCCGUGACACCGUCCUUUGCGAUUCCCGAAGAGCCCGCACUCCCCUCAUCAUCGCCCAACCUCCGCCGAGAUGUGUGCGCCAUAUUUGCAGAUGCCCAGCGAUCAACCACCGGCCACCGCAAGUUGAUGGUGCGCCUGCGCAAGCUGCAGGAAAUCUGCUGUGGGAUCUACCAGAAGAACAAAAAGGGAACGGAUCGAGAGCAGGAGGAGAUUGUGAUACCCGAAGAAGCGACAGUCGCAGAGAAAGAGUUCAAUGUCGAAGUCGGCCGCUGUGUGCUGCGUAUUCUUCCUAUUAAAAAGUCCGAACCCGUUGGCGACCGAGUUCUGCGGUUCCUGGACACUUUCAUCGCCCAUGCCUACGAGAAGGAUAAUGAGCUUUUCGCAUCCAAGGAUGAGGAAGAGGACGAUGGAAUGCAAUCUGCGCCCGAAACCCCGACUUCGCGUCUCACUUCGAGUCUUGUGGACUUGAUCAGCCCCGUUCUCGCCUCGAAGGACAAGGUGGUCCGAUUCCGCGCCACCCAGAUUAUCGCACACAUUGUUAACACGCUCGAGUCAAUCGACGAUGAGUUAUAUCACACUAUUCGGCAGGGAAUGCUGAAGCGAAUUCGCGACAAGGAGUCUUCAGUGCGUGUACAGGCUGUCAUAGGCCUGGCACGACUCACUGGAAAUGAGGAUGAUGAGGACGGUCCCGACGAUAACUCCACGGCACUUCUAGAGAAAUUGAUCGAGAUUAUGCAAAACGACACCAGCGCAGACGUGCGCAAGAGCCUUCUAUCUAAUCUCCCACUCUCUCAAGUUACCCUUCCCUACCUCCUGGAACGAGCCCGCGACCUCGAUGCGGCAACACGACGAACAUUAUAUUCGCGCCUAUUGCCUACGUUGGGUGACUUCCGUCAUCUGUCUCUGGGAAUGAGAGAGAAGCUGCUGCGAUGGGGCCUGCGUGAUCGUGACGAAAGUGUCCGCAAAGCAACUGGUAAGCUGUUCUACGACCGCUGGGUCGAGGACUGUGCUGGUACCAACCAAGGCGAAAACACUGGCCAAAGAUCUGCCCCCAAUCAAAGCGCUCUUCUCGAGCUGCUGGAGAGAAUUGAUGUCGUCAGCUCCGGCAUUGAGAGCGGUAUUGCGCAUGAGGCGAUGCGUAGCUUCUGGGAGGGUCGUCCUGACUACCGGGAAGCGGUUCUUUUCGAUGAACCUUUCUGGGAGUCCUUGACCGGAGAAUCCGCAUUCAUGCUCCGCACAUUCAACGAGUUCUGCCGCGUCUCGAACGAAGGAAAGUACGAUGAUCUCGCAGAUGAGAAGAUGCCCACAGUCACCGCGUUGGCCUACUUCCUCUCCAAGUACACCACGGAUUUGUUGCGGCGGAAGAAGCUUGGCAAGGUUUCUGGGGAUGCCAACGACGAAGAUGCCACUGAGAAUGAGUUUAUUGUGGAGCAGCUGUUGCAUAUCGCAAUUACUCUGGACUACAGUGAUGAAGUGGGUCGGCGAAAGAUGUUCUCCCUCCUGCGGGAGUCACUUGCUGUCCCAGAACUGCCAGAAGAAUGCACCAAGCUUACAAUCGAGGCCCUCCGAUGCGUUUGCGGGCCAGAUAUUGCUGGCGAGAGCGAAUUCUGCAGCGUGGUCCUCGAAGCUAUUGCUGAAGUGCAUGACACGAUCAGCACUGAGGACAGUUUCGUAUCGGCCAAGUCCGAAAUUAGCGAUGAUGCUAGCAGCCGUGCUCGAUCUGAGACCCCAGCCACCGAGGAUGAAAGGCCUUUCAACAAGGAAGAGGCCAAGGCUAAGAUCCUCCGGGAGAUCGUGGUGAAUAUGAAGUGUCUUCACAUUGCGCAGUGUAUGCUUCAAAAUGUUGAGGGUAACCUGCAACAAAACAUGAACCUCCGUACCAUGUUGAACAGCCUUGUGGUCCCCGCCGUGCGAAGCCAUGAGGCUCCUAUUCGUGAGCGAGGUCUCUACUGCUUGGGUCUUUGCUGUCUUCUUGACAAGAAUGUCGCCGAGGACAACAUGACUCUUUUCAUCCAUUGCUACAGCAAGGGUCACGAGGGUCUCCAGGUGACCGCCAUCCAGACCAUCUGUGACAUGAUCACAACACACCCCUCGCUCCUCGCCCCAGUCCCAGAAUCUGACGGCGAGACGGUCACGACGCCCGCCAUCCAGAAGCCUAUCCUGAAGGUGUUCUCACGUGCUCUAAAGGCCAACUCCCCCGCUGCUGUGCAAUCCGCCGCUGCUACUGCACUUUCAAAGCUGCUGCUCACCAACACCUUCACCCCAUCUGGACCGAACGUGCCGCCUGCUAUCCAAGAGUUCAAUGAGAAUGCCGUCGAAACACUCCUGCAGAGCCUUGUCGUUGCUUUCUUCCACCCCCGCACUCGUGAUAACCCCGCGCUUCGUCAAUCGUUGGCAUACUUCUUCCCUGUCUACUGCCAUUCACGAUUGGAGAACACCCAACAUAUGCGACAUGUUGCUGUACCAGUGGUUCGAGCAGUCAUUAACGCCGCCGAGGAGUACUACUCGCUCGAGGCUGAAGAAGACAGCGACGGUGAGAUUGACGAGAGUGUUGGCGAGCGUGAAGUCAAGGCCCUUAUGACUGGUGUCAUCGGUAUGCUUGCUGAAUGGACCGAUGAGCGUCGUGUUGUGGGAUUGGGUGGUGAGCGUGUGCUGGCCGGUGGUGCAGCUAGCUCUACUGCUUGUGGCUGGGUACACCUGGCGCUUGUUAAAGACAUUCUUGAGAGAGUGCUAGGCGUGAGUGCCGGCACCAACCGCUGCUCUCGGGAAGAGCGCAAGCUCCUGUUCUCCCUGCUCAGCAAACUCUACAUUUCGGCCCCUACGCUUCCCUCUCGUGCCAGCUCACGUGCUCCCGAAGGCGAAGAUCAAUUCCGCACCAGCAUUCGCAGCGCCACUAGUAUCGAAAUCGACCCCGAUAAUGUCCAAUUAGCCCAGGAAGUCAAGGAGUUAUUGGACCAAACCAUUGACGAGGGCUUGGCCGGAGAAGCUUCUAGUCGCAAUGCACUCGUGAAAACCAAGAACUCCAUUCUCAAGAUUCUCGCGGUUGCUCAGGAUGCUCGUGCUGCUAGCGUUCGUCCUCGUGCCGGUACCGAGGAUCUGGAGAGUGAUGCUGGAAGUGUUCGCUCCUACAGUGUCCGCCGCUCCGUCGAGCCCAGUCGUCGCCAUGUGUCUGUGGAACCUAGCAUCAUGGAGGAAGACGAAGGUGACAGCGGUAUUCGCUCUGGAAGAGUACGACCUUCCGUUGAGGGUGGGUUUGCCAACCGGAAUGUAGUCUCUAUUGAGCCUAGCAUUAUGGAAGAAGAUGAAGAGGAUGAUCAUGAUACUAGCCGUGGCACCAUAAUCAAGGAGGAGGCUGUCGAUGAAUGA